AUGCCUGACUCUGAUGUUUCGUGGCUUCAGGGGUACCAGUCGUCAGAAGGGCUUCGAGUCGGCUGCAUUGCGUGCUACAAGCUCGUCCAGCAGGCAGACCCGGGCAACCUGCCCCCUGUUGCUAGCAGCCCGUUCCCAUGGUUCCCGGUAGCCACUUUAACUGGAACGCUCAAGAACAUCAGUCGGCACGAAAAGUGCCCAGGGCACCAGCAGGCUGUCAGGCAGUUUUGGUGCGAAGCCCCCCAGGACAAGCAAUUGCCGGAAGAGGAUGCUGCUCCGGCAGAGGCUCAGUGGUCUUCUCUGUGGAAGGUGUUUCAGUCAAAGCGCUACCUCGAGCAAGAAUCUGACCAGGUGAUUCUGCGAGCAAAAGCCCGCAAGAUGAUGUUUUGCUUGGCAGAGGCUUUGCGGUCACGGCAUCGGGUGCAGCUUCGCAGCUCUGAGUGUGUGACGCUCACACUUGAUGAAGCAAAGACGCGGCUCUUGGUACGGUUCACAAGCAUCGGUCAGGAUCUCAAAGUGCAUCGUGGGAUUCUGGGUAUGCAUCGCUCCAAAGCCACGGGUCAUCAGGCCAUCCUGGCCUCACUUGACCACAUACAGCGAUCUGCGUGCACAGAGUUGCAUGAGCACCCGCAAGCUCCCAGUAGCAAGAUCGAGGUUGUGCCCAACUUUCAGGAGGAGCUGUAUGAGCACAUUCGCCAGGUCACGCAGGUCUGGAACAGCGAUGCAGGGCCAGAUGAGACCCUAGCGGCCAAGGAGAGUCAAUCUAUCUCUCUUUCAGUGGCCGACCUUCGGCCACUGCUGCCUAACAUCGUGCUGGUGAAUCGCGACAAAGCUCACGCAAGUCGCAGGGUGGCUCGACGACCAUGGUUGGCGACGGAGGAGUUGAAUGAGGUGUUCAAAGCCUUUUCAAAAUGGUUUUCUACCAUUGAGCACUCGUCCAUGCUGCAGGGUUGGCACGAAGAGUUUCAAACGCAGCAGCAAGAUCAGCGGAAGCUUACAACACAGAAAUCGCUGUCAUACGCAGCUCAUCGGUUUGACAGUGCGAGCAAGCCACUUGCAACGUGCCUGCUUACGUUGCCUGCUUGCCUGCUCACGGCAAUCAAGGCAUACAAUGAGCGCAGGAACGUGGCGCCAGGCCAACGAGCUCACGAAUUUCUCCAGUUUGUCACAGGCGCAGCAGGUGCAGAGCGGUUGGUCCUCGCAGGCAUGCUGGCCGACGCUGGUGAUGAAGCCUUGAUCUUAACACGAGCCAUGGACAGGGAGAGCACAGACACAGCAUUGAUCCACUCGGAAGUUCAAUCAUUUCUGCGUAGGACACAGAUCCUCUUUGUUCAGCAAGAGUGCGUGAAUGUUGGCUUCUGCAAAUAUAUGCUGGAAGAAGUCAAGCAACAGUAUGUAUGGUUCGAUGCAGAUGUCCCGCGCACCAUUGGGUUGCCGAACGGGAUUCGCGCCGCAUCGCUCGCGACAUGCUUGCGUAAACUCGCUUGCUGGGCUGGCGUUGCUGCCAAGGUGGUUGGGACAGAGUUUCCUUCCUUCGAUCUGAUGGGUUGUUUCAAGAUGUUCGCUUUAUCAGAUCCAUCGUCUGAAGAUGGCUCGCGGCAACGUCAUUGCCAGCAACUUGCCCAGGAGCACUGGGAGGAUAUGGCGAGACUUUCCCAGGCCUUCUAUGUGGACCCGGCUGCAUGUGCAGAGGAAUACACAAGGCUGCUUGGCAUUGCAGAAGAGCAACGGCGAGUUCACCGGUGCUCAAAUAUGGAAGCAUGGCGGCUGGCAGUAGAAGCCACGAAGCGGUCGCGUGCCACGUACCCCUUGACGGCUCUGAGACCUUUGCUUCAGGCGUAUGGCGCCUUUGUGUGCUCAUCCUCGGGUGUGGAGCAGAACUUCUCACUGCGUGAUUGGGUGGCUUCCAAGCGCCGUCCGCUCAGCAAUCAGCACGAGCUCGACCAUUUGCAGAUAAUUGUGGCAGAGGUUGCAGAUGAAAGUUCCCUCUUCAAAGAAGCUGCCCAUGUGUGGAUGCAGCUCUAUGGCAAACCCCGCAAGUCAGGACGGCGCUUGCGUGGGUACUUCAAGCAGAGCAAGUCGCAAGACGAGACAGCCCCCAAGCCUUUGAAGAAGUGGCUGGAAUCUCGCAGGAAAGAAGUCUCGGAGCUGGUGGCCUCUGCAACGCCAGUGCAGACUCUGGAUCCGGCUGACGUCAUCCAGGAAGCCAUCGAUCAAGCUGGGGAUUGUUGGCAGGCCAAGCAUGAGCAAGAGUGCGCCAGACAGGAUGCGCUCGUCUUUGCCAAGCAGCUUGAAGCUGCCAACAAGAACCAGCUCCUGCGCCACGAACUUUCUAACGCCAUUGCUGAGAACGCAAACCUGUUGGAGGAUGCAGAAGCCAAGAACAGGGCAAAGCGUGACCGGCUGGAGGACAAGAUGCAACUGCGACUGAGCCGUCCUCAGUUCAAUCUUUUUGGCAUGACGGUGCACUGCGAAGCCGGCCUCUUCACCGAUGUAGAGCUCAACCGAUUGUUGCUGCAGCAUCAUAUGCGCCUGGUCAUGGGCGACGCGACCGUCGACGUCUUUGUUGUAGCCGACCUAGCUCGCGCAAGCAGUGCUUUCUCCUGCAUCGCUGGCUUGCAAGGCAGCAUCCUUGCAAGUUGCCAGUUCUUGAAGUCGGGCGGCGAGGUAGGCCCUGCUGUUGCCUUUCACAGAGCUUUGCAAACCAAGCGGUUUUUGUUCAUGUCUUUCGACUUCCGGAACGAACACCCUCUUUGCGCUGCAGCGAUUCGUCGCCUCACGCAGGGCAACGGCAGUACUUGGAAAACCUUGGACACAUUGCAGGAUUGGUUGAGGAACCAGAUUGCCCACGCAAAGUUUGCUUCGUCUUACUUGGCACUGAUGACAGAGGCAGAGAAAGGUGAGCAUCGCCAGCUUGCGAACCAUAAGUACGCCAUGACUCUGGACAUGUUUUUGUCCUUCAUUUGCAAAGUUGAUCACUCGAGAUCUGCGCUAGGCAUUGGGAUCUCGAGUUGA
Molecule: messenger RNA, 3015 nt
Organism: Symbiodinium pilosum
Lineage: Eukaryota; Dinophyceae; Suessiales; Symbiodiniaceae
Source: the annotation of a GenBank genome assembly